Trematosphaeria pertusa is the source of this 2628-nucleotide messenger RNA. RefSeq lists its product as uncharacterized. Gene Ontology annotation, biological process: Golgi organization; endosome organization; phosphatidylinositol phosphate biosynthetic process. The transcript is spliced from 2 exons. Gene Ontology annotation, molecular function: 1-phosphatidylinositol 4-kinase activity. Bases 72 to 2393 code for a protein of 773 amino acids. Gene Ontology annotation, cellular component: plasma membrane; endosome; lysosomal membrane. The record is from RefSeq and is a predicted model, not a curated record. NCBI's taxonomy places the organism in Eukaryota, Fungi, Ascomycota, Dothideomycetes, Pleosporales, Trematosphaeriaceae.
CAGAUUCCCAGGCACCCUUUUCAAGACGCCAGCUUUCUUCCCUUUCAUUUGCGUCUCCCCAAUUCACCACGAUGCCCCGGAGCCGGAGACCCCCGACCUCCGGCUACGCCCGCAUAGCCCAGGCUGAGGAGGAAGAAGACAGCAGCAACGACUCCGAAGACGAGUUCCACGAGCGAACCAUAUCCGGCUCCCAGUAUGCCCCCAUCCAACCGAAGCGGGAUUCGCGCAUGCGCGUGCCUGCGUCCGGCGAUUCGUCUCCCAACCUGCGGAGGACACCGUCCGGACGGCGCCAGCGAAGCAAUUCGGGGGUGGACAUCAAGGCCAUAAAUGCCAGGUUGGAGCGCUGGGCGGACGAGAUCGCGCAGAAGUUUAAGAUCAAGAAGCAGAAGGAGGCGCCUGAUGACGAACCGCUGGAGAUCCACCACUCGGUGUUCCAGGCGCCCGACUGGGUGCGCCCGGUUACAGCAGAGACGCUGACGUUCGACUUCGAGGGCUCCUCCGACCGCAUGACGAAGCUGCAGUUCGAUGAUGUUGUUGAGAGCGUCAGGGUAGCAAUCGAGCAGGGCACACACCCGAAGCUGAUCUCUCAGGGCAGCUCCGGCAGCUACUUUGCGCGGAACGGCCGGGGCAAGGUGGUGGGCGUCUUCAAGCCCAAGGACGAGGAGCCCUACGCGUCGCGCAACCCGAAAUGGACAAAGUGGAUACACCGCAACCUGUUCCCUUUCUUCUUUGGAAGAGCCUGUCUCAUUCCUAAUUUGAGCUACGUUUCCGAAGCCGCCGCCUACGUCCUCGACACGCAACUACGCACGAACCUUGUGCCCUACACCGAAGUCGUCUCCCUCUCCUCUAAAUCCUUCCACUACGACUUCUGGGACCGGCGCGCAUACUACAGGAAGAAGAAGCCGCUGCCGGAGAAGGUCGGUAGCUUCCAAGUGUUUCUGAAGGGUUUCAAGGAUGCCAAUAUCUUCCUGAAGGAGCAUCCGUGGCCGGACCAGCACAACUCGAGCUUCAGGACAGAGCCGGCGCCGCGCAAGAAGAAGCGGAGAUGGGCGGAGGAGUGCAGACCGAGCGGACCGCAGUCCGACGAUGAAGAUGAGGAGGAAUCGCGCCCCAACUCCGCCGAUCAGCAGCAACAGCGGAGCGUCUUUUGGACGGAUGCCCUGCAGCAGUCCUUUAGGGAGCAGCUGGAGAAACUGGUGAUUCUGGACUACAUCAUGCGGAACACAGACCGAGGGCUGGACAAUUGGAUGAUCAAGAUUGAUCAGAAGACACAAGAGGCCUCCAUCGUGGCAGAGCCGCCGAAGAUGAAUGGGCAGACAGACAGCGAACACGAACCGAGCAGCUACACCAAGCAAUCUAUGUCUGAGGCGGAUCCGUACGGGCGGCGCGAACCAAUGACCGCAAUGAGUCGUUCAGCUACACCAAUGCCCAACGGGCCAACGCCGUCCAUAUCAAUUGGUGCCAUCGACAACAGUUUGUCCUGGCCUUGGAAGCACCCUGAUGCUUGGCGAAGCUACCCGUUCGGUUGGCUCUUCCUCCCCGUCUCGCUCAUCGGCCAACCUUUCUCCGAAGCGACCCGUCGUCACUUCCUUCCUCUUCUCACUUCGAAGCAAUGGUGGAGUGAUACACAACUUGCAUUACGGAAAUGCUUCAUGCAAGACGCCGACUUUAAGGAGCGAAUGUACGCUAAGCAAGUCGCUGUCAUGAAAGGACAGGCGUGGAAUGUCGUGGAGACGCUCAAGACUCCAGAUCAUGGUCCUUUGGAGCUCACACGCAGGGCCAGAGUGUGUGUAUGGGAUGACUUUGUGGACAUUCCGAUCGCCGUACCUCUUCGUGCGCCAUCUGCAGAGAUGCGCCGGAAGCAUCAAGCAAAUCGCCACAGGCCCGUCGCUGAGCAGGAAGAGAUGGACAUCACCGCACUCUCAACUCCACCACAGAAACCUCAACCUGAUCUUCUGAUGAACUCGCCGCCCCUGGAACUUGCCAACGAGAACCGCUUUAAUCUCUCCCGCGAAUCUAGCUCUAUGGACGUCCGGCGCGAGCCCGACGAGUCGCAAGGUCCAGAAUCACCCGCAACCGUACAGGCGAUACCGUGGACUUCUCGCACGAUGGAUGGCUCUCCAUCCACCUACACAAAUGGCCGACCAAGUCACCGCGCGCGGAUGAGCUACGACGCGGCUCGCUCACGGCGUCAGACCGACCCGAAAAGGCAUCAUAGGCGAUACUCCCUGACCGCGAGAAGGGGCCAUAGCGCCAUAAUCAUUGGAGAUGAUGAUGACGAAGGAGACCUUGGAUACGCAGCGAAUGAGGACAUGGAAGGGAAUCGGAAGAGGGUAAUCGUGGAACGCUUAGAGAUGGUCAAGAGUCGGAAUCCAGUAUUUACUUGGUGUUGAUUAUGUGCCAUGUAUAGCUGUAUCAUUAGAGGUAAAAGGAAAUACUUGCAUGGGGCGGUGUUUUGAUCGCAUGAGCACAUCGGUUGCAUAUACGCGGCGUUCCUGAAACGCAAUUUGGGAUAUAUGCGGGCAUAUAUGUAGUAAUAUCAAGUGCCGGCGGGCUUUCCAUCAUUCCGAUGAUUCUGCUAGACAAGAGUAGCGUAGCACCGCAUAACAUUCUGAAGUUUCGUAUGUG